AUGGAAUCUACCCAUGGCACGACAAAACUUGACUAUUCCACAAUCACUAAUGAAUCUCUGUUAGGAUUGUCAAAUUGUGAUAUGUUGCUACUUUCUGACAUAUAUUCUCGUUGCUACUCAAAUAAAUUAAAUACAUCACACACGGCAGUUAGUGAAUCACUGGAUUUAGCCUUGACUUUUGAAAGGGUGGCCUUUUUUAAAAAAAUUCUCAAGGACUCUGGAUCAUUUGUCUCUGCUGCUAGGGAAUAUACCCAUCUUGUUGAUUCUCUUGUUACUAAUAUAACAGAAUGUAAAGAUAUUUUGGAUGCUUCUCUAAGCAGAUCAAAUUCAGCCACUGAGACUAUUGCAAAAACAUUGGAAUUUGCCGAUAAAAUGGCGCUUACUCAGUUAAUAAGUACUGAGAUUAUCGACAAAUUUCAUGUAUUGGAAUCGUACGAUUCCAGUGAUAAUUUGAUGUCAUUUGAUGAACGAAUCCAAAAAUUGACUACAAAAGGCUUUAAAUGCAUUGAAUCGAUUAUAAUGGCUCAAAACAUAAUAUCUCAAAAUAGGGAAUACAAAGCCUUAACUGAACUAAUUGAUGUAAAAAAUUUGGAACUUGAUUCUAUUUGCGAGCAAUUAUUUACUCAACUCCAGGAUAUAAUCAGGGAAUACUCCUCUGGAUCCCCAAAUGCAGAAUCAUUUUUCGAAACUAUAUACCUAAAAGAUUGCAAUUUGCCCUUUAACAAAUCAUUCCUAGUACUAUCGCAUAGGAAAAUAUACUUGAAUUACCUUGUAGAGCAUCUCAUACUAGCAAAGAUCAAACGUUUAGCUCAUAUACUAUCAAUAACUCGAUUUGACUCAAUUAACCAUUUGUUAGCAUUUGCCCAUGAAAUACGCGAGGAGGGCAAGGGGUUUAUCAACAUGCUGACAUAUAUGCAAAAAUCGCAAAAACCUCUAAUAGCAUACUAUUCGCAAACUCCAGAAAAUACAGGUCUAAUAAGCCAAUCAGUCGAUGUGGAAACUCCAUCAAAUAACACAUUACAAGAUAAUCCAUUGGUACGAGUUUUGGAUGACAAACUACGCACCUUUACAGUAUCGCACCAUUUGAAAGCAUUGCGCCUGUUAACUUUCUACAUCAAUAAAUAUACAGAAGAGCCAGAUUCUGUACUUUUUUUCUUGGAGAUAUUUAAAAAGUUCAGGGAUGAACUUAUGAAGGAGUUCGAACGCCAAAUUGAUGACAUGGGGGAGGAUUUUGUUCGAGAGACCACUAAUGAAAUUGAAACUGGCCCAGGGCUUAUCAUAUGCGACACUAUUGACAGUCUAAUUAAGAAGUUCACAGAUAAGUAUUACAAAUAA
Babesia microti strain RI is the source of this 1335-nucleotide messenger RNA. RefSeq lists its product as hypothetical. NCBI's taxonomy places the organism in Eukaryota, Apicomplexa, Aconoidasida, Piroplasmida, Babesiidae. The coding region runs from base 1 to 1335 and encodes 444 amino acids. The transcript has a single exon. The record is from RefSeq and is a predicted model, not a curated record.